Canariomyces notabilis is the source of this 4316-nucleotide messenger RNA. RefSeq lists its product as uncharacterized. Bases 335 to 4087 code for a protein of 1250 amino acids. The transcript has 4 exons. Gene Ontology annotation, molecular function: ATP binding; ATP hydrolysis activity. NCBI's taxonomy places the organism in Eukaryota, Fungi, Ascomycota, Sordariomycetes, Sordariales, Chaetomiaceae. The record is from RefSeq and is a predicted model, not a curated record.
CGAAUCACCUACCUUACGGGCUUACAUACUACAUAAAAGAAGGUGAAACCUAACCACCCUCAGCCCCUACAUAUUCGUACUCGCGACAAGGGACUGCUACUACCGUGCUUGGCCCCCACCUACUUGAUCUGUAUUCGGCUCCGUUUGUCAUACACACCGCCAUCGUCUUCAUGCGCUAGACAAAUCCCCAAGUCUUGUCCUCUGACGGCGCUGUGAGCAUUGAUAAGGAUACAUAAAUUGAGCCCCGUCUCUCACUUCCUGUUGUUGCACACGACCUGUCUCGUCGUUUUCAGAUCGGAUCGUCGCCAAGAUACUUCACCUUCAACUCCAAGCCAUGGCUCAAGAGGACACUGUUAAGCCACAGCCACCGCCAGCAAAAAAGCCCGAAGAAGAUCGUGCUGAGAAACCCAAAGACAAUGCUAAGAAACCCGAAGAACCUCGUGCUGAGAAACCCGAAGACAACGCUAAGAAAUCCGAAAAAGACCAUGCUGGAAACCCCGAAGAAGAUAAUUCGAAAAAACGCGAGGAAGGCAACGCCAAGCAACCCGAAAAAGACAGUGCUGAGAAACCAGAAGGAAACCUAAAGUAUCUAGACCUUAGUGAUGAGGCUGCUGCCGAAAUGCUCCAGAAGACGGGCGUUGUGGAGCCUGUGGUCUGGCCCGAGCCUGAGGAAACUGAGGAAGAAAAGUGGCAUGCUCAACGUCGGAAGGUUCCGCUCAAAGUCGAUGUGGAAUGGCUUGAUUUUGAGCACUUCAAAAACCGCUACUCGGAGAAGGAGGGUCUAGCAAUCAUCGAAGUCCUUUGUGGCCACUCUAAAAUCUUGCAGGAGAUCUUCCAUGAGACCACGAGACGGUCGCGUGGCAUUAAGAAGGACGUUCGGGUCGCAAGACCUGUACCCAACUUGAAGCCAGCCGUAGACGGGAACUCGGACUCGUAUCGAUACUGGAUCCAGCGCGUGCGGAUCCAGUCGCCGCAGCUCAUUCUCUUGCUUUCGCGUCUGACCGGGCAUCGCAAUUCAUGGUCAACGGACCAGCCACGAACAUUCUUUUCGCCCUUUCGCGCCUUUUACUACUACUUACCAGAGCUGACGAAGUGUCUCGACAUCCUCAGAAAAAGGUUCGGUCAUGUCGAUGGCCCCGACGACUCUACUCUUCCGAACUCAGCAACCACCGUUACCACCCUGACGCAAGCGGGGAGCAAGCCGGAGCAGGCGGCGUCUGUUGAUACCGCGGACCGUGGUAGCCCCCUGGGCGACGAGGACGACGAUGCUGUGGAGUGGGACAAUCCAGAUUUUCGGCCCCUACACCCCAAUAUGGCUCUUUCGGAUGAACUCGCCUCUGCUGUCACUUUGGCUCACCUUGAAACAUUCGUUAACUUCAUCGAGGACCACAUCGCGUCUGAUUGGCGGCGUGCUGCUGGUACCAGUCAACGCAAGUUCCGCUUUCCUGAGCUCUUGAUGGCAUUUCAGCCUGGAGAGUUGCUUUACUCCCCCGUGUUGUCCGAUUCGGUGCAGAACUCAGUCGCUGAGGCAGACUCGAACCCCAAGUUGUACCAAAUUGCAUGGCGGCUUUACGCUAUGUCGCCAGAUGAGAUCAAGGAUGACAAGCCGGAUGACACACAAAAGGCGAAGCAUGCGCUCUACCUCUAUGCUUACCACAUGGACUACAACGGCAACUCUUAUGUUCCCGUCCGCUACUGCUUCAAUAUCAAGGGCUAUGAGGGCGAGCGCGAUAUUACAAGCCUGAAAGUUUAUCCACUCCGUUUCGUCAAGACUGCCGAUAAGAUCAAAGAUACACUUCGCAAGCAGGGCACUCGAUUCCGUGAAUUCAUCACACAAAGGCAUCUCUCUUACGACGGGUGGACCCUCCCUUAUGGACCAGUUGCUGAGUCUGCCAGCUCGCCGCUCCCCGUCGAACACAUCGAUGGCGACGUCAUGAUCGACUUUGUUGAAGGCUACAAGUCAGAAGCGCUAGCCACCAUGGAAAAACCGACAGAAGGCCUUUUGCAGUUUGAUGACAGCGAGUGGGGUGAAGGAGACGACGAUCUAUCCAUUACGCAUUGGAGGCCAGUCAAAGAUGACGGGGAUCAGCUCGAAAAGUUUGCCUACUUCUCAGAAAAAACGCAGCGGGCAGAAUGGCUUGCUGAGCGGGAUACAAUGGAACAACGAAACAGCCGAAGGGCACUCAAGGCUUACAGUGAUGGAAAGCGCGUAACGGAAUCGGACCUGGAGGAAGACGAUCUCUUGCUGCUGCCUCGCAGAGUCGUUGCAUACACCUUCCGAGAACGCCGAUUCGUCUUGCUCGAUACCGAUUCGCUCACGCCGCUCCCAAAGUCGAGCAACGUCUUCGAUGAUCUGAGAAUCAAUCCAAGACACAAGCAAAUGGUCAGAUCACUGGUUCAGUCGCAUUUCGACAAGGAAGCUACCCAGAGACUGAGACCCAAUCUUAGUCUAAGCCAGGACAUUUUCCGUGGUAAAGGAUCCGGACUGGUGAUCCUCCUCCAUGGCGUUCCCGGUGUAGGCAAGACUGCUACGGCCGAAGCCGUCGCCCAAGCUAAUAACAAGCCCCUGUUCGUCAUUACCUGUGGCGACCUCGGCUUUGCCCCGGCAGAUGUUGAAGAUUCCCUCAAGAACAUUUUCCGGCUCGCCCAACUCUGGAACUGCGUUCUUCUGCUUGACGAGGCAGAUAUUUUUCUAUCACGCCGCCAGCUGAACGAUCUCAAGCGCAAUGCCCUAGUCUCUGUAUUUCUUCGGGUUCUCGAGUACUAUAGUGGCGUUCUCUUCCUCACGACCAAUCGGGUAGGCACCCUCGAUGAGGCGUUCAAAUCCCGGAUUCACCUCAGCCUAUACUACCCUCCGCUCGACUGGCAACAAACAAUGGAUAUUUUUAAACUCAAUAUUCGGAAAUUGCAGGAGAAUGUGAACAAGAAGCACAAGCUGCUUGAUGAGGAGCUAGGGUCCAACACACCCAAGCCGCCUAAGAUUGUCAUCGACGGUAAGAGCAUCCUCAGCUUUGCGAACGACCAUUGGAAUAGAAACGAGGCCGCUCGAGAGCAAAGAUGGAAUGGAAGACAGAUCCGGAAUGCAUUUCAAAUUGCCUACUCGCUCGCCGAGUUUGAUAUGAACAAUACCGUCUCGGAUCAGGGGGAAAACAACACCGUAGAGAGGGGCACUCCGCGCCGCGUGGCUGGCAACGGCCGGCUAGACCGCCGUCAAUUCGAAAUGGUGGCCGAGGCCAUCCAAAAAUUCGAGGAUUAUCUCUACUCGGCUACAAACGGAACAGACAGUGACCGAGCCCGCAAGGAGUUUAUUCGCGAAGACGACUACUAUGAGGAGCAGCAAUGGCCGCGAGACUCAUGGGGUAAUUCCAUGGCCUAUCGGCCACCGGCGCCAAGCCGGCAGAUAACACCCUCGGAUCGUCGUCAGGGUCAGGGCAAUGCUUACAUUUCUCCUCGCGGCUACAACCGACCCAUGCCAGCAGGACGGCCCGACUUGUCCCGACCGGCUCCGGUGCCAGGAGAGGAGCAAUUUGCCCCCGUAAGCAAUAUGAAUUGGCCCAAGCUCCAAGGGGGCAUGCCCCAGCAGGCUCAACAGCGGCGGCUCAAUGUCCCCAGCGGUGCCCCGCCUGGGCCGGCCCAAAGGCAAGCCAAACCACCGGCGAGACCAGGGGGAACACGCCGGGUCGUCGGCCAAGUAAACACGCCUGGCGAGCAGUACAUGGCGUCUCGAGGGAACAAUCAUAGCAUGAGGCCGGCGAAGUCUCCCCGACCCGCCGCUAGCCAGCGCAACGACUCGAGAUAUCAUUCAGGACUGAGCACCUCCACUCCGCAAGAUGAAGCUGACAUGGAUGAUGUGCCGCAAGACUGGGAAGACAAGGAGGACCAAGGCGGCGCUGCAGAUGGUGGUGAUGAUGAUGUUGCCUAUCAGCACCACGGAGACGGCGAUGGACUGGAUGACGAGAAUGAUCUGUAUGGACAUGGUGGCGAGGAGCAGCUUGAUGAUGCUGACAUGGAUCAGUACGGUGUUGAGGGCCAGGACGAAGGGUACCUUGAAUAUGGGAACGACGAUGAUGAGUGGCGUGAGUAUUAAACCGGCUUUCAGCUUUCAAGGGAUGCUUGCGCUGGUUGUGCUUGCGGGAUUGUCGAUUUUGGAAUGCGAGAUGAAAGGCUCGGGGGCUGUAGGUAAACAAACCAACUUCUGAUCUAGUUUGUAAGUAGAGUUACCGUUGAAAACUCUCCUGGAUUAUAUGCGCAAGGGGACCAUACUUGGAAUUAGGCGUUGCUAGUCGUACGUGUAGCCUCAGUACAGCCCCGGACUC